AAUUAAUAUGAUUUUGUGCUUAAUUUCAUUGUUAAGCUUUUGGGCUUCGGUGGUUCAUUGAAAAAAGAAAGUUUGUAUGUAUAUUUAAUUAAGAUUAAGAAAAAUUAUUAUAUUUUUUAUUAUUUCUUUUCACAACAAUGGCAGACAAGGAAGUUUAUGGUGGGGUAGAUCAUAUGGACUUUUUUAAGGUUGGCAACAGUGGGGCAGGUUGUGUCACACAAGAAAUAAUGCAAGAUGGUGGUGAAUAUGUAGAAGAAAUUGAUGCAGCAAGUGGUGCUGAAAAUGAUGCUGAGGGAUCAGGAAAACAUGUAGAACAAUUUUACCUUCUUAAGAGAAAGGGAAAAUCACAAAAAGAAUCUAGAAAAGAAGAAGGAGAAAAUAAGAAAGGGAAAGUAGCAGCAACAUCAAGCAACAUUGAAAAUCAUCAUGAGGAGCAGGAUAGAAGAGAAAUUCACUCGGGUUCUGAUGAUGAUGAUCUAAGUGCUGAAUCUGAUGACAGUGAAGAUGAACUUUAUAUUCCUAGUGAUGAUCCAGGAGAUUAUUUUGACCAGUCAAAUGAUGACUCCAAUGAUGAAGAUGAACCAAGAAUUACCAAGAGUUCAGACGUUUGGUUUGAUCCUACAGUGAAAAAGGUAUCUUUUGAGGUUGGGAUGAAGUUUGAGGAUUGUGCACAGUUUAAGCAUGCUUUGGAUAGGUACAAGGUUCAGCAAGGUUGCAAGUUAAAAUGGUCUAAAAAUGAACCAAUGAGAGAAAGAGUCCUCUGUACAGUGUUCUCUACUCCUCUCUUCCAUGGUGGGAGUUAGAAAGGAAAUUGUCAUUGUUAGAGCUAAAAGCAAGUGCCAUUAACUCAAAUAAGUGCAAAAUUUGGACCAGGUACCAACUAGGGUAAUUAAAUGAAAAGAUCAUUCCUUU
Messenger RNA from Rubroshorea leprosula, 912 nucleotides. The record is from the annotation of a GenBank genome assembly. Lineage: Eukaryota; Viridiplantae; Streptophyta; Magnoliopsida; Malvales; Dipterocarpaceae.